AUGGAUAUUUUCAACUGCCAAUACUGCUCAGUGUCUCCUUUCGAUUACAUCUUAGAUUUUAUCUAUGGCGAGAAGCCGCCGAAAAAGGAGGAAAAAAAAAGUUCCAAUGUGACGUACGACGAUAGCACCAGUAAUAACGUAUCUCAGGCUUUGUCCAAAGUAGGAGAUCAAGUGCAGAAAAGAUCCACUAAUGAAAUUUUGCUCCUAUGUCGAGCAUGGGAGAAUUACGUGCACCCCAGGGCCAAGGAAUACUGGAAGGAUUCCCAGCAACUUCAAAAUAUUUUAUGCAAAAUUGCAAACGGCAUCACCAAAAAUGACGACCCCAUUUUGGGAGAUGACUAUGCGUGUGUCUUCUGGUACGGGGAUAAGAACAAGAAUGACAACUGCCCCAUCAUAUCGGUGAAAAAGGGGAAUGACAACGUGGAGACCAUCACGUAUGUUAACCGAGUGCUCAUUUUUCUGUAUGCAGACGAAGCCAGCUUUCAGGAGCUGCAGAAGAAGCCGAAGAAGGCCUUUACGAUGGCGUGCGGGAACAUUAACUGCAUCAAUUUGACGCACAUUUCUCUGGACGAUUAG
Plasmodium inui San Antonio 1 is the source of this 576-nucleotide messenger RNA. RefSeq lists its product as hypothetical. The coding region runs from base 1 to 576 and encodes 191 amino acids. NCBI's taxonomy places the organism in Eukaryota, Apicomplexa, Aconoidasida, Haemosporida, Plasmodiidae. The record is from RefSeq and is a predicted model, not a curated record. The transcript has 4 exons.